GGAAGGCUGGGACACGAACUGCAUGCAACACUAAGCGAGGUGUUUGUUAUAAGUAGAGGUCACCUAAAGUGACAAUUGCUGUACAACGUCCCAGGGAGACAAGGAUUUGUUCUCUUGUGGUCCGGGUAAAUACGUCUCCCAGCGAUGAGUUCACUGUCAACGAGCACCGUACGGGCGAUUUUCAAAGCUUUAGGUGAUGGCCCCGGAUUCGAUCGAGUUUUGAGUAAGCUGAACCUGGUGUCUGCUGCUCCAGGGAAAGUUGUCUGCGAACUCCAAGUUGAAGAAGAGCAUACAAACAGAGGUGGCACUUUACACGGAGGACUGACUGCUACUCUAGUUGAUACGGUUUCCACAGUUGCCCUUCUGCACACAGAAAGAGGUGCUCCUGGAGUUAGCGUUGAUAUGAAUAUUACGUACAUGAAUGCUGCAAAAAUUGGGGACUCUGUACUAAUCACAGCUCAAGUUUUGAAGCAAGGAAGAACACUAGCAUUUGCAACUGUAGAUGUGACUAAUAAAGUUUCAGGAAAACUAAUUGCACAAGGGCGACACACAAAGCACCUUGGCAACUGAUGUAGACAGCAUAUUUCAGAACCAAUUUAUCUGCAGUAGUAUUGGUGAAUGUCUCAAGCAAGAACAUUGUGUUACUAAGCUAUUAUUCUGCUGCAGUAGAAGGAAAAUAUAUCAAUUUAACCCCCAAAAA
Molecule: messenger RNA, 700 nt
Organism: Xenopus tropicalis (tropical clawed frog)
Lineage: Eukaryota; Metazoa; Chordata; Amphibia; Anura; Pipidae
Gene: acot13
Product: acyl-CoA thioesterase 13
Exons: 3
Coding region: 145-570 (141 amino acids)
Cellular component (GO): cytoplasm; spindle; cytosol
Molecular function (GO): fatty acyl-CoA hydrolase activity
Source: RefSeq, marked provisional